Molecule: messenger RNA, 1164 nt
Organism: Recurvomyces mirabilis
Lineage: Eukaryota; Fungi; Ascomycota; Dothideomycetes; Mycosphaerellales; Teratosphaeriaceae
Gene: PEX10
Product: peroxisome biogenesis factor 10
Exons: 2
Coding region: 1-1164 (387 amino acids)
Biological process (GO): protein import into peroxisome matrix
Cellular component (GO): peroxisomal membrane
Molecular function (GO): zinc ion binding
Source: RefSeq, a predicted model, not a curated record
AUGUCAGACCACGUACGAGACCAGCAUGUCCCGAAUAUACAGGACUCAGACAGCUUCACUUACCCCUGGGCGGCCGCACCAGACAUCAUACGCGCAAAUCAAAAGGACGCCUACUUCCAAUCUGUUCUACUGACACACCUGGCGGGUGUCAUCAGAAGUCUCUAUGGCGCUCGCACAGCGCACAACUGGACGAAUGAGGCGCGUACGAUUACCGAAUUGCUCUACCUUGGCCUGACCACCUUUGUUGGCAACCGGACUCUUGGCGAAGAGUAUUGCGAUAUUGUGCAGGUCGAAGACGAUACUUCGCGCCUCCCAUCCAUCCUCCGAAGAUCUGGCUACAUACUGUCGACAGUCUUGCUACCAUACGCUUUGAACCGUGUGCUUCCCGCACUUCGGAGGCGACUGCGAGUGAAAUUGGAGUCGUCCAUGCGCAAACUUCAUCAUAGACGAGCCUCCUCGCCAACAAGGAGCAAGCAGCCUCCAUCUAGGACAUUCAAGAUCCAGGAGUAUAUACUGAAGCACUUGGAUACUGCCACCUCACCUGCAUCAGUAUAUGCUGCAAGCUUGGCUGUCUUCUACUUUAGUGGAGCGUAUUACCAGCUCAGUAAGCGCAUCUUCGGCCUUCGGUACAUCUUUACUCGCAAGCUUGAGCAGAACGAGCAGCGCGUUGGGUAUGAGGUGCUUGGUGUGCUGCUCGUUCUCCAGAUGUUCGUGCAGGGCUACUUGCAUAUGCAGGAAACAUACUCGCAUGCACAGGCUUUCAAUAUCCCUUCGAACAACUCUGCUGCGGGCGGUACUUCUGUAGUCAUAGAUGGUGGCGUCGAAGUCAGUGCCGAUACUGGUAUCACAGCUCCUUUACUUUUCGAAGCACCGCAAGGUGCAGACCCUGCUAUACAAAAGGAAAGGAUCUCGCACAUCACGCAGACGCCACUUCCGCAGCCGCAUCGUUAUCAUCUGGAGGACGCCGAAGUCAUGCAGUGGAUAGACGGCCGACAGCAGCGAAAAUGCACGCUCUGCUUGGAACCCAUGAAGGAUCCAUCCGCCACGACAUGCGGUCAUGUAUUCUGCUGGCACAUGUUCUUCCUCUGCGAGGGUGAUGAGGCCCAUGAAAAUCCAGUCUUCUUCACUGAGUAUGUGGCGGCCCAGAAAGUAGGACGGUACUGA